CAUGUAAUGAACUCGUGACCCGAACCCCAGGUUGAGAACCCCUGGUGUACAUGAACUCAGAGGCUCGUCCCUCACAGGAACAGUUACAACAGAACAUCGCCUUGUGGAAGCUAGUGUACUCUUUGCCUUUAACCCCAGCCCACGUGCUCAGAGCUGGGGAGUCUCAAGGACUGCAUCCUUCACGUGUUGCCAUAUUUCUGGCCCCAUAGCUCUAGACUACCUUUAAAUCAACAGACAGGAGUCACAAGAGACUUGACCACCAGAGCCUUAGCUGAGACCAGCAAACUCAUAUCAUGUAACAUCAGUUUGGCUUUAAAUCCUAGACUCAGGAGCUGAGAACCAAGUGUCUUGCUGAGGCUCUCCAUUUUCCCUUUCAGAUCAAAUCCCUCCUGGUGCCUCCAAAGUAGCUGAUGGGACAGGUGAACCAUGAUAUGUUCAGCAGGAUUCCACAAGUCUCACUUAGCUGUAAUUGUUCAUAUUUUUUUUUUCCCAUAUUUGACUGUGCUUUUGUAUUGUAUGAAACAGGUUUCCGUGAUGCGACCCUUGGGCCAAUAUACUAGUCCUCAUGUGGCCCUCAUGGUAACUUGAGUUUGAGACCCCUGGUUUAUGUGUAGACCAGGUGUCAGACAGCAGGGUAAGACCUAAUGUGGGGACAGGUUAUCCCACAUCUGCCUACUGUGGGGUUCUUAUACCCUUCAUCUGAAGUAGUGUUGGCUACUGUCAGAGACUGGACAGUAGACCGAAUGGACCUUGGUGCUGAUCCAGUCAGCUGCCAAAGAGGACGGUGACUUGGUGAUGGAGGCUUUGCUGGAGAGAAUGCAAAGACAAGGGCACGGAGGCAGAGGGUUCUUAACGUCCUGCGAGGCAGAGCUUCAGGAGCUGAUGAAGCAGAUCGAUAUCAUGGUGGCUCAUAAGAAGUCUGAAUGGGAAGGGCAGACCCAGGCUCUGGAGACCUGCUUGGAGAUCCGAGAUCAGGAGCUUUCCUCUGUCAGGACUCUGUUGGAUGAGAAACACAAGGAGGUUGGUAGGUUGCGGCAGCAGUUAGAACACACUGAGCAAGUCCAACAAGGCACGGUUGUGGAGUAUGAACAGCAGCUGAAGAAGUUUCAAGAAGAGCUAGGCAGGCUGAAGAGGAGCUAUGAGAAGCUGCAGAAGAAACAACUGAAAGAAGCAAGGGAGGGUCCCAAGAGCCACGGGGACGACCAGUCCGAAGUGAGCAGAUUGACUAAGAAGAUAGAGGAAUUCCGUCAGAAAUCUCUAGACUGGGAGAAGCAGCGGUUGCUUUACCAGCAGCAGGUGGCGUCACUGGAGGCCCAGAGGAAGGCUUUGACUGAGCAGUCUGAGCUCAUUCAGCAGACUCAGCUCACCAAUCGGAAGCAGGUGCUGGAAUCUGUGCAACUGGCCAGCCAAUCGGAAAUCCAGCAUUUAACCAGCAAGCUGGAGCGAGCCAAUGAUACCAUCUGUGCUAAUGAGCUGGAGGUGGAGAGGCUUAACAUGAGAGUGGAUGACUUGACUGGAGCCAAUCAGAAGAUUCUGGAGGAUCACCAAAGAGUCCAAGAGGAGCUGGGGCAUUCUAAGAAAAUGCUGGAGGUAUUACAAGAGGAGAAGUUUGAGCUGAGAGUCACUCUGCAGUCCCAGGAGGAUUUCAUUAAGAGCUCAAAGAUGCAUCAGGAACAGUUACAGAAGGAGCUGGCCAGCAUAACUGAAACCCUGCAUAGCAAGGAACUCCUUAUCAGGUCACUGGAAGAACACCUGCGUGAGAAACAGCUGUCACAGGCGUUCCCAGAGCUGGAGCACGUACUCCUGCAGUUGGAUCUUGCACAGAAGAAUGAAAAGAACCUACAGUCAGAGGUGGCUCGUCUUGAGGGCAGCCUGGGAGCCAUAAAUGCCAGGUGUGUACAGCUGAGCAAGGAGCUGACAGAGAAGUGCAAAGAGCUGCGGGUGACGGAAGAACACCAUUGUCUGGCCAAGGCUGAGAUUAAAAAGCUGAAGGAGCAGCUGUCUCAGGCUGAACAAACUCAUAGCAGUGAGCUAGAAGGGAUGAAAAAGGAGAUCUCCCAGUUGACGCAGGUGCUGCACCAGCGUGACAUUGCUAUCGCCUCGGCCAGCGGGUCCACUUCUGACAUGGAGCAACGAAUGAGAAUGGAGAUUGAAAGAGCAGAGAGGAAAGCUGUGGAGCACAGGGUGAUUCUGGUUCAUUUGGAAACCCUGAGGCUGGAGAACCGUCACCUCUCUGAGAUGUUGCAGAAGGUGGAGUCUAGUGUGUUGGGGGCAAAAGAUGUCCCUGUAACAGACAUCCAAGAAAGCUACACCACAGCACUAAAUAAAUUAGAGUCUGAGAACCAGCAACUGCAGAAGGACCUGGCAGAGACUAGAGCUAAGUUAGAGCUUUCCACUCAGGUCUGCUGGGACAAAUAUGAGAGCAUCAUGCAGCAAAUGCAAAGCAAAGUGACUGAGAUCAAGGAUACAGAAUGCAGAAGAACCCAGGAGCUGCAGCACAAACAUGAGGAAGAAAGAAGGAAACUGCAGGCCAGGCUUGAAAAGACCAUUCAGUACUACAAAGGGGAGAUCCAGAAUCUGAAAACCCACCAUGUGUUGCCUGGAAUGGGCGCUGUGUCAGGUACAUCAGGCGGUUCGAACCCCCAUGUCAGUAGGAGCAGCUCUAAGGAAUCCCUGUCCUCUGACUUGCUGCCGGGAACAGACCCUUUGCCCCCUGUGCUGGAUGGAAAACAAGAUUUCACUGACGAUGCAUCCAGGAAGUCAGUCUCCAGUCAACGGAGAGAACUUGUGCCCUUGUGCCCCCUGCCUACAGCUCCGAUUGGCUCAAUAGCAGCAAGGUUUUUGGAGGAGGAAGAAGUGAGAUCUCAGCGCAUCCUGGAACGCUUAGAUGCUCACAUUGAGGAACUGAAAAGGGAGAGUGAAAGGACAGUGAAACAGUUCACACACCCAAAGUAACAGCUCUUCAAGGUCUGUGGAUUUGAAGACUGGUUUAAUUAAACCACAUCAAACUGAGGGGGAAGGUACCCGUGAACCUAAUAUAACUCGGAGCUUGCAGGAAAGACAUCCCCAAGCUGAAUUAGCAGUGAGGAAACCAAGGAAAUCGUGCUAGUCUCUGGAGCAAAACACUUUGCCUGGCGGGAGUGAUUGUGCUGGUGAAAGUACAUCUCCAUCUGAAACAUUGGCUCAGGAGGCUAGAAGUCUCUGUUCCAGGAGAGACUGUGUGUGCGUGUGUUUUCGUUCACUGUCAUGGAAAUUGUGAUGUCUUCCUGGAGCAAAUUCCAGUGUAAACUAUUUAUUUAAAAUUUAUUUUUAUAUCUAUAAAAAAUAAAUAAAAGCAAAACAGGAAAAAUCCCUUUUCCCAUUCUCAUUGGAAAAAAAAAAGGCACAAAGUAAAUCUCUUUCAGCCAGUGAGUUUUCAUUUGUAUACCAUCUCCAGGGAAUUAAUCUGACCAUCUGCUUCCAAGAGGAGUUAUGCUCUUUUCAAAAAACAAGGUAUACGGCAGCCCGAAAUGGGGGAGGAAACACUUUCCAAAUGAAGCUCUCCUCUCCUAGUGUGCUGUUGGUAAAUAUUUCCUGGAGCUUCAUGCAACUCCUACACCUGGGUGCUUGCGUGCUGUGCUGUUCAUUUCCGUACGAUUUCAUCUUGCUCUCUUAUUGCUUUCACAGAUACUGAGGCAGCAAAAUACACAAGCAGAAAACAAAGAAAGGAAAGGUGGCAGAAUUCUCACUAUGGUGAUGGAUAUAAAAGAGGAACAGUGGGAACAGAAGGUGAAGUCGAGUGUAAGGGAUAAACACACAUGAAUGAGAGCCACUAUAUUUGUACAACAGCUGUUUUACAGAGCACUGAGCAACUGGUGGGAUAGCUUCUGAGAAGUCACUUCAUUCUGACAGGAGGAGUAUAUUUUAAGGAACUUGUCCUUGACUGUUUUCAUGUGUGUUCUGUCACAUCUAAGGGAACAGAUUGGAGACCAAGCUUGAUGCUUUUGUUGUUGUUAAAGAAUGAAUUCUAAUCUAUCCUCACCAGCUCCUUUUGUUUUAUGUACUAGCCUCAUUUAUAAAGUGGACCAGAUUGGCUAACCCAGUCACGUGACAAGGUGGUGAGCUAAUGCUGCCACAUAGCUCCAGUAAGAGUCCUCACAAUGAAUAGGCCACUGAGUCAAAGUUAUUAUAAUAAAUUGUCAGCUGACCAAUCAGAAAGGAUUUUAUGCCCCUGUCAUAUAUUAGGUGAGAGAUUCAAAGAUCCCUAGGGGAGUUAGGUUCCCAGUUGUCAUUGAAAGUCAAUGUGAGUUGUACACCUAUCUCCCUAGAUCCCAGCCAUUAUCUUUCCUCCUGCUCCUUUGUUGCGCUUCCUUUUCCUGCUGCUCAGACUCCAUCCCCCUCAUGCUCAUCCUGUCCCUCUUUGACAAGGCUGUGGGUUCCCUGAGCAUGGUCCAGGUGGGCAUUGAUUCGCACUACUCCACGCCCUGCUGCCUAGCUUGACUGAUAAAUGCAGUCUGAUUUAAAAUAUACACUGUGUGGUAUUAGCAUCUCCAUCCCCACAUUUGCCACUCCCUGUUUCUCUCUGUCCUUGUUGUUUUUUCACAACUGUUCAUCAGUUUCACACACUGAGAAGACCUGAAAUCACAGACCGCAUGAAGACUUGCCAUAAGUGAUAAUCAGCUCCAUUGAUCCAGACCAUCCAGUGAAGGUGGUAAGUAAUGUCUGUCAAAACAAAGGCGAUAUAUCCUGUUGUUGGAAGCUUUUGCCUCAUCCCCUCCCGUCAACUAUGAGUCAGUGCAUCUUUGAAAGCUCUCUUCAGUUGCCUGGGGAAUUUUAAAAUGUGGAGGAUUCGCGGGUCCCACUAGCUGUCCUUGAUAAAUGUGAAUGAUGGUUCUAGAGCCAUUCCAGAGUCUGUUCUGUCACACAAUGGGACCUAGUGCCCUUUUUCAAUGUGAUAUUUAUUAUGGACACGCCUUUUCCCAUACAACAUAUCGGGCCUGAAGUCACACUGUGGUGGCAGGAUUUUCCAGCUUGCAUAGUGAUGGUUUGACUCUCCUCUGGUUCUGACUUCAAUUGGAGUAGAGGUAGGUCAAUGAAAACAACUCAGCAAGGCCCUAUAUAUAGGCUAACCACUCGGGCCAAAGGGGCAACAAUAGCAAAGGAUCUCAAGGCUUCCAUGAGCUGGAGUACAUAAACAUUAGGGUGAUGGAAUCCUGGCCAUUAUCUAGUCAGUGGCAAAACUCCCAUUGACUCCAAUAGGUGCCAGGAGUUUGCCCUAUGAUUAGUAAAACUUGGUAAAUCCUGAAGUAGAUGAUGGUUGCAGAUGAGCAACACUAAACAUGUGCCCAAUUAUGCAGGCUGUGGGUGGUAACUAGAGAGGAAAGAAAUUUAACAGACAGACUGUGCCAUGAAAGGAGCAAUCACUCCAGUUGCAUCAGGUCAGGUUAUACAGCCACGCUCUGAGAUAUGAAGCCAAUAUACUGCUCAAAACAAAGCAAGAUGACAGCUAUCCCUACUCAUUUGGGGAUAUCAAAGGCACUAUGCCAUUUGCUUGCACUGUAAUAAAAGGCAUGAAAAUACUAUUCCAUCAACAUCCCAUGCACCUAAAUACAAGGUGGAUAAAAAUCAAUGAUUUUUUUUUAAAAAAAAUCUGAUUUUUUUAAUUUAAAUCAGUUUUUUUCCUCAAAAAGCAAUCUAAAGAUAGUUUUAAUUAAGAUACAUUAUAGCUAAAAGAUAUCUCACCAUGAAAUAGGGAUUAUAAAUUCUAAUUCUAUAGUCUGAGACAAUAUAUUCAUGUAAUGUUUUGUAAAUGAGUUCCAAUAGUUUGUGUAUUAGGGACCCAAUCUUAUGGGGUUCCACAGGCUUCUGUAUAGAUUAUUUAGGUUAAUCUUUCUAUCUACCCAAUGGGACUCAGUGCUCAGUCUAGAAGAUACUAUCAGAGAUGCUUAGUUUUGCAGUUCUCAAACUGUGGAUUUGUGUCUCCAGAGGUAACAUGCUCGUUAACAUCAAAAAUGUUUUAAAUAAAUAAAUAAUAUAUAGAGGUGAGAAAUAAGACCUCAACUCUAUUGUCCCUCUGCAAAUUUGUGUACGCAGAGUCAAUCUCUUACCUCUCUCUAAAAGUGCAAAAUUUCAAAAAGUUCAAUGAAUAGAAGAUUGUUGGGGGCAGAAUAGAUCUGGACAAGGAGAAGAAGUCUGGAGAUAAAUGUGAGAAGCGACGGACAUAUGCUUGUUUUGUUAAAAUAUUAUAUGUUUGCUGUUGAAGAAAAAAAUCCAGAAUACUUAACCUUGUUGUUUUAGUUAAAUAAAACCAUUUAAAUGUCUGUCUGGUGGUGGUCUCCUCCUAAUACAGCAUGGCAAGAAAAUCCUCCAAAUAUUAAUGAUUAACUUGUUGAAUUGGAGAUAGUUCAUCUCCCAAUGACUUCAUAAAUAUCUGCUUCAAUUACCGUUGAUAAAUGAAAUAACCAAACAAUCAUUCAUUUUCUGAUACAGCUGUAAAACUAAUCUGAAAAGUUUUCAAAAUAAAUCACUGUUUAAAAAUGUAUAGUGUGUACCUUCUAAAAAUGAAACCUACAUCAAUCUCUGAGUUGUGAAGAGAAUGUAUUAAGGUUAUAACAACCAACAAGAAUGCACUUUUAUGUAGAAAUCCAUGAUUAAAUAGAGUUUUCCUGACUUGUGAUUUAAAUCAAUUUGAUUUAAAUCAAAUCAACUCUGCCUAAAUACGCUAUUACAUUUGGGCCAUUAUUGAAGCAAUUAGCUAUAAUAAUUGAUAGAUGGAGGAGCUGAGAGGCAAUUAUCAAAGUUCUUCACUUGUAUGUGUGUAGAAUAAUUUUCCAAUAUCAAAAAGGAUGAGACCUCUGACAUUAGCAAAUAACAGCUGGCAAUGUGAAUUCUUAGCUCAGAGUAAUUACUCCUCUGCAUGGCAUAGGGUUACAGAAACUCUCCCAGUCCCCUUUCUGACUGAAGGACAAUAGUCCAUUUUGAAUUGGUGGGAAGAGUUGACGUAUCAAUAAUGUGUGCUAUAAAACUGUAAAGUGUACUUGUCGUUUUGUGAGGAGGAGGAAUAGGGUUGUUUAUCCUGGAGGGAGAUGGCACAGCGAGUCCAGGCUUUAUGGCACUUUUAUCUGGGGCUGCAGGGUUUCCGUGCAUUCAUUUAUGCCUUCUGAACGUUGAACAUCCCCUCAGAAUAAUUAUUUGGUCUUAGCAGUUUUAUAAUUAAUGAAGCUGGAGGGGUUUUUUGUCUUUGAACUCAUUCUUUUUAAUAACACCAAAGAAUUUCUUACACAAUUGCAAGGCUGAGCCAGACAUUUGCCUUCUGUUUCAUUAAAAACAAUACUGUAUGUGGAAACCAAUUUGUAGUGAGUCGUUCCUUGAUUUCUAGACUGCACGAUGUGAAAGGGAAAAGUUGCCAUCUUGGCAAGACUUUUAAUGGUGGUCUUAGCAGAUAUGUGAGAGGGCAUCAGAUGUACAGUAGAUUGUUCGUUAUCCAUGUGUGAUAUUGCAUCUAGGUCAUGUGUCUACUUAAUCCAAGGAGUGGGGGUGUACA
This is a messenger RNA of Dermochelys coriacea (leatherback sea turtle), 7522 nucleotides long. RefSeq names its product centrosomal protein 63 (gene CEP63). Gene Ontology annotation, cellular component: centriole. Lineage: Eukaryota; Metazoa; Chordata; Testudines; Dermochelyidae. The transcript is spliced from 15 exons. The coding region runs from base 796 to 2955 and encodes 719 amino acids. Gene Ontology annotation, biological process: de novo centriole assembly involved in multi-ciliated epithelial cell differentiation; centriole replication. The record is from RefSeq and is a predicted model, not a curated record.